GUAACAUCUCGACGCCGCCGCGCGCGUCGACUGGGCUGAGCCCGCUGGCCUAUCUCACCACACAGCACUGCUGUGAAGUGAACCCGACGCGACGCGGCUUGUGAAGCCCCCUGUCAUUCACUUCCCGCCGGCACCACGCUUGCACGCCCCCAGAUUGAAAUAGCUCCUUAAUCCACCGAUGAUCCCUCCUUUCAGCCGUCUGUCUCUUUAUCUCCUUGUUCCCUCCCUGAGACUGAACCAUCUAUCUACCUGCUUCAUUUCGCCAUCUCCACAACAUUAGAGCGGAAUCACACCCACACUAUGCGCAAAUUUCUCUUGGCCUCCGUGGCUACGGCUUCGAUGCUGUUCACCACAAAUGCUGAAGCUGUCGCCGCCAACCCACUUCCCAAACCUUCCAACAUCACUUGGGGCGACUCGGGGUGCUUCUCAGUUGGACCAUUAGCUCUAUCGGCUCCGGACCACGAGGUCCUGAGGCAAGCCUUCAACCGUGCUACAGGAACCAUCACCCAGCUCAAGUGGAUUCCUGCAGCAGUCGAAGCACCUAUCCGUGAAUUCGAGCCAUUUCCGACACGGACUGCUCCCAAGAAAUCAAGAAGAAAGAGGCAGUAUGGUGUUCCACCAACUGGCAACUGCACCGGCCGUCUCACCACAGUCGAUGUCGCUGUCAUCAACACACACGCCGCUCUGCAACAUGGGGUUGACGAGUCGUACACAUUGGACAUUUCCGAAGGUUCUAGCGCUGUUGCUAUCUCUGCUGAGACUGUCUAUGGCGCACUACAUGCUUUCACCACCCUUCAGCAACUAAUCAUUAACGAUGGCGACGGUAAUUUGAUCAUCGAACAGCCAGUCUCCAUCCAGGAUUCGCCUCUCUACCCGGUGCGCGGCAUCAUGGUCGACAGUGGGCGCAACUUCAUCUCCAAAGCCAAGAUUCUUGAGCAGAUCGAUGGCAUGGCACUGUCGAAGCUCAAUGUCCUCCAUUGGCACAUUGUCGACUCUCAAUCGUGGCCUUUGGAGAUCAAAGCCUACCCCGAGAUGACUGGAGACGCCUACUCGCGCAAUGAAGUGUUUUCCCAAGACACCCUCAAGGAAAUCGUCGGCUAUGCCGCAGCUCGCGCGGUGCGUGUCAUCCCGGAAAUCGAUAUGCCAGGCCAUGCCAGCUCUGGGUGGGGCCAAAUUGAUCAGGAACUUCUGACGUGUCAGGACAGUUGGUGGUCCAACGACGAAUGGGCACUGCACACUGCUGUUGAGCCGAACCCGGGUCAGCUUGACAUCUUGAAUAACAAAACCUAUGAGGUCACCGGCAAGGUGUACAAGGAGGUUGCUGACAUUUUUCCCGAUGACUGGUUCCAUAUUGGUGGUGACGAGCUGUUCCUGAAUUGCAACAACUUUAGCUCCCGUGCAGUUGAGUUUUUCGACUCUGGAAAAACCAUGGGAGAUUUGUACCAGUAUUGGGUCGAUCACGCCAUUCCCAACUUCCGCAAGCAGGCUAAUAAGACUUUCGUCAUGUGGGAAGAUGUUGUGCUUUCCGCUGCGGUCGCUGCUACUGGUGACGUGCCUAAGGACAUCAUCUUGCAGGCCUGGAACAACGGUCUUGAUCACAUAUCCAAUCUGACCGCAGCUGGGUACAAGGUUAUCGUCUCUUCAUCUGACUUCAUUUACCUCGACUGUGGCUACGGUGGCUGGGUAGGCAACGACCCUCGCUACAAUGUCAUGGUCAACCCCAACGCCACUGACGGAAGCCCCAACUUCAACUGGGGAGCUGGAGGAGGCUCAUGGUGUGCGCCAUACAAAACCUGGCAACGCAUAUACGACUACGACUUCACUUUCAACCUUACGGACGCGCAAAAGUCACUUGUUCAGGGUGCCAUUGCCCCGCUCUGGUCUGAACAAGUCGAUGACGUGGUCAUCAGCCAGAAGAUGUGGCCUCGCGCUGCAGCCCUUGCUGAGCUUGUGUGGUCAGGUAACCGCGAUCAAGAUGGUAACAAGAGGACCACAGAGCUGACACAGCGAAUCUUGAACUUCCGCGAGUACCUCGUUGCCAACGGUGUUCAGGCGGCUCCCUUGAUGCCCAAGUACUGUCUGCAGCACCCCCACGAGUGUGACCUGAAUCAAAACCAGACUGCGCUUCAUGUAUCGAGUGCAUAGAAGCUGUAACGGCAGCUACUCUCAUGAAUCUUACAAUUCUUCCUUUCUCCUGGGCGGCUACAUGAUUCGAAACUUGGGCGGUGGAUUUGAAGUAAUUCGAGACUGCAUUUGAUAAGUCGAUAUUCCCGAGCUGUACCAAAUACAUCUCACACGUAUGCAAAUUUCACCUGCUGUUCUACCUCCUCCGCGCAA
This is a messenger RNA of Boeremia exigua, 2337 nucleotides long. RefSeq names its product beta-hexosaminidase precursor. The record is from RefSeq and is a predicted model, not a curated record. Lineage: Eukaryota; Fungi; Ascomycota; Dothideomycetes; Pleosporales; Didymellaceae. The transcript has 2 exons. Gene Ontology annotation, molecular function: beta-N-acetylhexosaminidase activity. Bases 301 to 2145 code for a protein of 614 amino acids. Gene Ontology annotation, cellular component: membrane. Gene Ontology annotation, biological process: carbohydrate metabolic process; glycosaminoglycan metabolic process.